Messenger RNA from Camponotus floridanus (Florida carpenter ant), 5129 nucleotides. RefSeq names its product serine-rich adhesin for platelets (gene SNF4Agamma). Bases 640 to 4440 code for a protein of 1266 amino acids. The record is from RefSeq and is a predicted model, not a curated record. The transcript has 16 exons. Lineage: Eukaryota; Metazoa; Arthropoda; Insecta; Hymenoptera; Formicidae.
GUUGGUUCGUCGAGUCGGGCGAGCACGGGCACGGGCAAGUUUUCGGUUACGUCUUUCGAUUUAAUAUCCCUCGGAUUUUCCGUGGGAGACAGAAUUGUGACAGAUUGUACGGGCCGCGUAUAGCCGCGUUACACUUUGCGUCCGUUUUCCAAGCAGACCUCUAAUCCGCUCGUUCCGGAUGCAGCGUGUCGCUCGCGUCGACGUAAUCGUAUCGGGACUGCGGCACGAACGCGAACGCCAACGCGUACCCGCUACCGCCUGACUCGGCCACGGUAAUCGCGACAGUCGAUUUGCGACUCGUGGACGCUCGCCUCUUAAAUGUCGCCGAUACGCGUAAAGCAAUACGGAUAAUCGGCGCUUGCCGGUACUCCGAAAAGGGUGCGAGCUGCGAGUUUGCCGGCCGUGUCACGGCCCGUAAAUGCGCGCCACCGCCAAGGACUGUCGUAUCGUUCGCGUACGUUACUCCGUCCCACAAGAGUGCCGAAUCGCGAGUGCGAGUGAGGAAAGAGACCGAGAUUCAAAGCUAUCGUCGUGUCGCCAUCGCCAUCGACAGGAGGAAGAGUGAGAGGAGAGAAAGAGAGAGAGAGAGCGAAAGCGAGAGGGAGGGAGAGAAGAAAAGACAUCUUUCGAGUUUCCUCGAUGGAGAAUACCGGUAACGAUAAGCAAAACGAGUCGGACGAAUGCGACGUGAACGGAGAUAGUAAAAAGCGAGACGACAACGACGACGACGACGACGACGACGGCAACGACGACGACGACGACGACGACGACGACGACGACGACGAGGACGAAGACGAGGACGACGACGACGACGACGACGACGACGACGACGACGACGACGACGACGACGACGACGGGGACGGGGACGAAAACGACGACGACGAGUCGACCAGGCGGAAGGCGAGAAAAAUGAAGACAGAGGACAAGCGCGAGUCUUUAGAAAAUAUGAAUUUGAAAAAUGAGAUGAAAACGCUGACGAAAGCUUUGUCGAUCGACCAAGAAGACGAGAAGAGCAAGGAUAUCGCCGACGAGCGCGAAGAGGAACGCAAGGAAACGCAGACGAACGAUGAGAAAAAGGAGCAAGAGUCGUCCAGCGACAGCACAUCCACCAGCAUCUCCGACGACGAGUCCGAAACAAGCUCGGAAGACAAGACGGAGCCGUCGAAGACGGAAACGACCAAGACGGCGCAAGCGGAAACAAAGGAGGAACCGAAGGAAAGCGCGUCCAAGAACGAGGAUACCACCGACGAUAGUGACAUCGAGGAUGAUCUGGUCUCGGCAAUUAAUUACAACACCAUCACCUCCCUGGCGGCGCUCAAGGAUAUGUUACAGUCGUCUGGAGAGGAUUCGGACGGCGUGGACAGUUUCUUUCAUCAUUAUUUCCUGUCGCAUGUCAAUCGGUUACCGUCGAGGAAUCAAACGCAUAGCCCGUAUCCCUGGGGCAGGAGAUUGUCGGAAUGCCGAGAAGAGGACGAAUACGAGACUGAGGAAGGGAAGAAUGCCGAUAGUCCGCACGUCGACAACAAGAAAGAUGCAUCGAUGAUUGAAAAGAUUGAAAAGGCCGAUAGCGCUUCUUCCAAGACAUCAAAAGCAUCGAGCCCCUCUUCCUCGGAGAAUUCCAGUUUCGAGAAGAUUGACGAAAAAUCUCUUCCGACGUCUAGUGUUUCGGACGCGAAACCAUCGUCACCAUCGUUAUCGACGACAAUGACGACGACGAUGACGACGACGACGAUGACGACGACGACAACGACGACGAUGAUGAUUCCGCCGCCAUCAACGACGACAACGAUGACGACGAUUGCGACGACAACGAUGACAUCGGCAACAGGCACCACCAUCUCGGAAACGACGACGACGAUGUCGACGACGAUGACGACGACGGCGACGGCGACGGCGACGGCGAUGGCGACGACGGCGACGGCGAUGACGGCGACGACGGCGACGGCGACGACGGCGACGGCGACGGCGACGGCGACGACGACGGCGACAGCGACGACGGCGACGACGACGACGACGACGACGACGACGACGGUUGCGACAUCAAUCUCCGGUAGAUUCACAACGUCGACAGUGACAUCGCCAACUUCUACGACAAAGCCUCCUCUUCGGAGAAGACACACCACCGGUCCAGGCAUGACUUUUCCCGCUACGGAUCCUCCUUCGUACUCCACCAGCAUGACUUUCUCGAGGACUAGUCCGUUGCCGAGUCCACAUCUCGACAAAAGAUUCUUUGACAGCAGUUUGAUCGAGAUGAAGAGUCAGGCGAGCAGCACCAGCACUCUCGAUUACGAUUCCACGGAGGAAGUGUGGAUACGCAGAGUGGAUUUCGUGCAGGAGAGAAAACGACGAGAACUUGGUUCACAACCACUUCCAACGAUUGUAACCGAGGAUGCGGACAAUUCCGGCCAUGCAUCUCAAGGUCACAGGCCAAGAGCAGAUACAUGGGGUUCGCAUUCAAAGCCGAUAAAAAAAUCGAAUUAUGGAAGUGCACCCAGUUCUGGAAAAUCGACACCUCUUCCGCAGACGACCGAAGCGUCAAGCUCAUCUAGUUCUGGCAAGGGCGGUCGAAAGACUUCUGGUACUCGAUCCGGUUCCACCAGUCGCAGUAAUAGUCGUAGUAAUAGCACGGAACGUAGAAGAAGCAGCGGCACUACGGAUGACACCGCUAGUCCUACGAGAAAGCCGGCGCUCUUUGAUGCUUUCAGGCCGAGGAGCAAGUCGGACGCCAGCAAGAGAAAACCCAGUAUUAUAGCUAAUAUGAAAAGUGCCGUUCAGCAUUCCUUGCAUAGAGGAUCGCACGGGAGCUCGUCGGUGGAUGUACAUACAGAGAAAGAAUAUCAUCGAGAUAACCAAAGAGAACAGAAAGAGAAUAAGGAACAGGGAAGUGGGAGACCUAGAGCUGGAUCCGAAAGUAGUAGAAAUCCUGUGAGCAAGGUUAUGGAUCUUAUCAGGCACAGGAGUCAUAGUGCCUUGAGUGCAGAGGAUAAACGAAAAGCUAGAGCGGCAGUACAACAUCAGACACAAGUAGCGUCGCAGAGUGCGCUUAGAAGAAGUUCAUUGGAUCCAACAGCACGAAGAUUGUCUCUUGGAGCACCUGCAAUACCUCACAGAGCAUCCGAUGCUUGCCUAGAUCCGGUUCACGCUGCCAUACUCUUCAGGGAUGCUCGGGGGCUGCCAGUGGUGGAUCCCUUCCUGGAGAAAGUCUCAUUGUCCGAUCUUGAGGAGGACGAGUCGCAGAUCUUUGUUAAAUUCUUCAAGUUUCACAAAUGUUACGACCUAAUACCGACCAGCGCCAAACUAGUCGUCUUUGACACUCAUCUACUCGUUAAAAAGGCCUUCUUCGCUCUCGUCUAUAAUGGAGUGAGAGCCGCGCCGUUAUGGGACAGUUCUCGACAACAGUUUAUUGGCAUGUUAACUAUAACGGAUUUCAUAAAAAUACUCCAGAUGUACUACACCAGUCCAUCGGUAACAAUGGACGAGUUGGAAGAGCAUGAAUUGGAUACAUGGAGAAAAGUUUUAAAGGAUCAAGUUCAUCCUCUCGUAAGUAUCGGGCCAGAUGCAUCGCUGUACGAGGCCAUCAGGACUUUGAUACAAAACAGAAUCCACCGAUUGCCUGUGAUAGACCCCGAUACCGGAAACGUUCUUUAUAUUUUGACGCAUAAACGAAUACUUAGGUUCCUUUUCCUAUAUAUCCACGAGUUACCAAAACCAUCUUUCACUAAUAAAACUUUGAGGGAAUUGAGGAUAGGCACUUUUGAGAAUAUAGAAACAGCUACGGAAGAAACUAGCAUAAUUUUAGCCUUGAAAAAAUUUGUCGAAAGGAGAGUCUCGGCAUUACCAAUUGUCGAUUCUGAAGGAAAAUUGGUCAAUAUCUAUUCAAAAUUUGACGUUAUCAACUUGGCUGCAGAAAAAACGUAUAAUAAUUUAGAUGUUUCGUUACGCGAAGCAAACGAACACCGCAAUGAAUGGUUUGAAGGUGUCCAAAGUUGCAAAUUAGACGAGACAUUGUUCACUAUAAUGGAAAAAAUUGUCAGAGCGGAAGUUCAUAGAUUAGUAGUGAUCGACGAUGACGAUAAAGUGAUUGGUAUAAUAUCUCUCUCUGAUCUGCUCUUCUACCUCGUUCUUAGGCCUUGCGGUGAGGAUGCUAAUAGCAAUAAAGAUUGUUCUAUUUCUUUGCGGGCGCAUGAUUCUCUCCUGUCGAAGACUCCCAGUUCCGCGCAAUCAGAAACAUCGCUUCCCGACGGCGAAGUCGAACAGCGGGAUGCUGCCGAAACGAUGGAUCGGUCCGAAGAAGGGCUCGCCGCAACACCUAGUCCACCGCUCAGUCCGGUUACAUCGGAUCUCUCGGAGCCUCAAUCGACAUUAGUGAAUCAAAGUCAAGAUGCAGCGUGGCGGGACGUGAUAAAUAUAUGUGUCUCGGGUGUCUCGGGUGGAGAAUGAGUUGUUGCCCUCUUCACGUGCCGCCACGCACGAUUAAUCGAACUGAAUCGCCGUUGCUUUAAUCACAGCAGCAGUGGUCUGUAAUAACAUAAGGACUGCAUAUAUUUGUACAUCCUUUGUUGUUAUCGCUCAUGCUCUUUGUGAGUAUACGAGUAAGGUUGAUUAACGACGACUCGCACCAGAAAGGAAAGGGGGAAAGAGGAAAGUAUAUGAUGUAUGCGAAAGAUAAGAGAUACCCGUUUAGGAAUUUAAGACGGCAAUAGAUACAAAGAAGGAAUUUGCCGGGCGCGCAAUGUAUGAUUGUAACAAACACGCGAUGCUCUGUAUAAUGUAUAAAAUCACUUAAGCUUAAUUUUUUAUGGUACAAAUGCUAUACAGACAUGCUACACAUUAGAUUUUCGAGCUUUUUGCCAGGGACAAUAGGUAGCUGCGCCGUUAUUUGCUCAGAAUACGAUUCCCUUCAAUGAUUGAGCAUUUGGAGGAACGCUGAAUUUCGAAAGAACGAAAGAUUUUGGAGAUAUACCCGUAUCUCGAUCUAAUCAUGCUUAUGUUCUUUAUAUUACACAAUUUGUGCUUAAUUCAUCCUUUGAAAAAUGUAAAUGAUAUUUUGUAGAUAUUCUUUUCGAUUUUACAUAAUUAGGAUAUAUGUCAAGAUUAAAAAUAAAACUCUGUGAAAGAUAUUCUCUUCA